GUCAAGUUCAUGACUUCACGAUACCAGCCUAAAGGAAAGCCACACAAAAAAGUUUUCUUGCUUCUUUUUCAGUAAUUCAAUUUCAUUUUCGCGCCACAACUAUAAAUUGAGAGCUUCCGAUCCUUACAGCCGCAUCUCCAAACAAAUCUACCUUCCUCGCAAUCCAAAUUAAACCGUCUCUCAUCUCAAUCAAAAUGGGUAUCUGGCUUUCAACUCCUUUCAUCGUAAAAACGGUGAAAAAAGGGAAAAAUCCGCCCAAAGCGAUCGACCAAGCGGACAAUUCAACAACAAUUCUAAAACGGUUCUUCGACCCUUCCCCGCCGUCGACUCAGUUUUAUUCGCUCGACCCUACAUCUUUCGAUCCGAUGACUGGAGCCGAUGAUCGACACGCAGGGAUUUUCAGUGCUCAUAUCGGCUUGUUUAUGUUGUUAUUUGUGGUAUUGUUGACCGCAUUGUUCAUUAUACUACUGGGAACGAGGAAAGAGAAGAGGGUGUGCCUCACCGGAGAUCCAGAAAAGGAAGGAGCAUUCUUGGAUCGUGAUCAAAGCUCCAAGCCGAACACCGUUGAGCCCAUGUCUCGGUCCAAUGCCAUCCGCACAAUGCCAGAGACGACCCAACGAUGAUUUCCAGCGAAGGUGACGAAGGGCAGGAGAGGGAGGAUGAGAGGGCAACUUUUGAUUCUUUCUUUGGUGUCCUUGGAAAUGCUGGCGAGAGAUAUGAAAGGUAGUGAUCU
Messenger RNA from Mollisia scopiformis, 733 nucleotides. RefSeq lists its product as uncharacterized. NCBI's taxonomy places the organism in Eukaryota, Fungi, Ascomycota, Leotiomycetes, Helotiales, Mollisiaceae. The record is from RefSeq and is a predicted model, not a curated record. Bases 195 to 623 code for a protein of 142 amino acids. The transcript has a single exon.